AUUUAGCGGUCCUGAACUAUAAGUAAGUACGUAUUCUAUUUCAACCUCGUCCCUUUCUCUUUCCCCCUUAAUUUUCCCUUUUCACUAUCAUUUAUCGUCUAUAGCCAAUCUCUUCACCUUGAGAAGUUGACUAUGGACGAAACCCAACCAUUGUUACAAGAUGCCCAUCUCGUAUACGUAGAACGAGAAGACGACCCUUCGAGCAAGGACAUUGUUGACUUCGAUCCCGAUGGCGAUGCGGAAAACCCCAUGGAAUGGCCACAGGCCUACAAGUGGGGGAUAGUGGCGUUACUCGCAUUUAUGGCGUUCACAGUAACAUUUACAUGUAUAUCGGUCGUGCCGGUCGCCACACGUAUCGUGGAAGACCUUGACCAUGGCCACUCUAGCAAAUCAGCAAGCGUGCUUUUGGUGACCAUUUGGGAACUGGGCGAGGCUGCAGGACCCCUGCUCAUCGCGCCGCUGUCUGAAGUAUUCGGGCGUUAUCCCGUUAUGAACGCUGCGAACGCUCUGUUUAUCGUGGCAACUGUCCUAGCAGCAUUGUCUCAGAGCACGACUCUUUUCAUUGUCGCGAGAACUCUAACAGGGCUUUCCGUAGCAUCUAACGUGCUAAACCCCGCAAUUGUCGGCGACAUGUUUAUCUCAGAGCAGAGAGGUUCGGCAAUGAGCCUGAUCCAGCUCGCACCGCUGAUCGGCGGCGCAGUCGGUCCAGCCAUUAGUGGGGCGAUCGCGGAGACGCUGGGAUGGCGGAAAGCGAUGUGGAUGAGCGUGAUCCUAGCUACCGCAUGCGAAGUAGUAUUCUUGACUUUAUUCCGCGAAACAUACAAAGUCCCAAUCCUAAGGCGAAAGGCGGCGAGGCUCCGGCGCGAAACCGGUAACGCAUCGCUACGGACCGUGUACGAUAUGGAUGACAGUCCAAAGGCCAAAAAGAUAUGGGUCGCUAUCACCCGCCCUUUUACGGUGUUAGCUGGCUCGGGUGUUUUACAAGCGCUGUCAUUAUUCGGGUCGAUUGUUUUCACAUACUUCUAUAUAACGGCGACCACACUACCCGACGUCCUCCAGUCGAUGUACGGUUUCUCGCCUGCUGCCGCCGGAUCUGGACUUGUUACCUUCAGCAUUGGCUCGGCUUUCAGUCUCAUCAUCUGCAAUCUAACUUUGGAUAGGAUUUAUAUCAAAUUGCGCGACUCCAAUAAAGGCGUAGGAAGGCCCGAGUAUCGACUACCUCUAGUGAUUAUCGGCGGCAUCACAUUACCCCUCGUCAUUGCAUGUUACGGAUGGUCUAUUCAGACUCACGCCUCAGCCGUACUGGUUCUAUCUUCCGUUAUCGGGAUUGGUGUCACGCUCAUGCUAGGGUUUUUGCCACUUUAUGCGUAUGUCGUGGAUGCUUUUGGAUUGUAUGCGGCCUCCGCAAUGACCGCUGUGAUAGUGAUGAGGUGCUUAGCGGGCACAUUCUUGCCUCUUGCCAUAGAACCGCUCGUGAACAAAUUCGGCUACGGAGGAGGCUUAUCGAUGUUAGGUGGUGCCAGUCUUCUUCUUGCCCCAAUCCCUAUCUUGGUGCUGAGAUACGGGUCGAAAUGGCGGCAAAGCUCUAAGUAUACAAGGGACGAGUGAGUCAUGGAUUCCAACACGCUCGGGAACUUGUUGUAUCCGGAUUUCAAAAUCGAUGACAUUUCUGGAUAAUUUGGCACAACUAUUAGGUUAAUUAUACGACGACGAAAUGAAUUAUGAAGAAGUUUCAAGAUUUGCACCUUCACUCAUUUUUGGUAAUGGUCUAGGUGCAAUCUGGGGUGCUUAAGGUGGGGUGGUUACCUAGGGGUUACCCCGCCUCCUUUUAGUGACGCUUCAGUUUAGACAGCAUGAUUUCAAGUAACAGGCAUGCCAAGCCUGAGCCAAACCUUCUAAAAUGAUAUAUGACUCUUAAAUAGAACCUAUGAC
Molecule: messenger RNA, 1932 nt
Organism: Annulohypoxylon maeteangense
Lineage: Eukaryota; Fungi; Ascomycota; Sordariomycetes; Xylariales; Hypoxylaceae
Product: major facilitator superfamily transporter
Exons: 3
Coding region: 133-1608 (491 amino acids)
Biological process (GO): transmembrane transport
Molecular function (GO): transmembrane transporter activity
Source: RefSeq, a predicted model, not a curated record